Molecule: messenger RNA, 438 nt
Organism: Colletotrichum graminicola M1.001
Lineage: Eukaryota; Fungi; Ascomycota; Sordariomycetes; Glomerellales; Glomerellaceae
Exons: 2
Coding region: 1-438 (145 amino acids)
Source: RefSeq, a predicted model, not a curated record
AUGCAAUUCAGCAUCGCUACCAUUCUCGCGCUCAGCGUCUCCACCCUGGCAUCCCCGACUCCUCAAGUCAAGCCCAUCGACCCGGAAGACAUUGUCAUCUUUGACUUCUCUGCCCGUCACCAAACCGAUGGUUCAGUUGACAGUGUUGGACUUCAUUUGAAUGGCCACGAUGAGCAAAAUCUUUACUGUGGUCAAACCGGAGAUGUUGUUCUUGGCGAGAAAUAUGCUUGCGGUGACAGCAAGUACAGCUUCGCCCUAGUGAAAGGUGUCUAUGAUACUUGGGGGGUUCGAAUCUUCCACCGAUGGGGCGUUGCGAGUGGUGCGUCUGGGUACCGUGAUAUCCCUACUUACUGUCAUGGCGGUCCGUUGGGGUCUACCAUCUGCACCUUGCAGACCGUUGUCAGUUUAUACAUUGACAGCACCCAGAAGGAUUGGUAG